GCUCGGGCGGGCUCGGGCGGGCGUGAGCGGUGCACGGGGCGUGCGGAAGGGGAAGGCGGGCAGGUGUUGAUCGUCGUGGCGUCUCCUUGGCGAGCGCUCUCCAGCGUCCCGAGCGAGGGGCUCUCCAGCGUCUCGAGCGAGGGGGCUUCGGCGUGCGUCCAGCGGGCUCCGUCGCGACAGCGUUCUCGGCCUCCGGGGCGUGGUGGGGGAAAAAAAAAAAAGUACUCGUCUCUCUUCCCAGCAUGCCUCUGUGCUAAAUCGGACAUCAAAGCCAUGAUGAUGCAGGAGGCCCUGAAGGAGCUGGCCGGGAGUAGCCUGGCCAAUCAGAACGGAGCGAGCAAUGGCAGUGGUGGCCAAUUGGAGGGCAGGAUGAGCUGUGACCUCACAGCCGUCCCGGAGGUGACCACUGCAGACCUGGUCCAUCUGCAGCAGCAACAGGCGCUGCAGGCGGUGGCUCGGCAGUAUCUCCUGCAGCACCAGGCCGCGUCACUCAAGCCACAGAAGGUCAACGACAAGCAGCCCUCCCUGCAGGUUCCGGUGUCCAUGGCCAUGAUGUCCCCUCAAGUGGUGACACCGCAGCAGAUGCAGCAGCUCCUGCAGCAGCAGGUGCUGUCCCCGCAGCAGCUCCAGGCUCUGCUGCAGCAGCAGCAGCAGGCGGUGCUCCUGCAGCAGCAACAGCUUCAGGAGUUUUAUAAGAAACAACAAGAGCAACUCCACCUUCAGCUCCUGCAACAGCAGCAGCAGCAACAGCAACAACAGCAGCAGCAGCAUCAUCAGCAUCACCAACAGCAUCAGCAGAGCAGCAACAAGCCUUCGAAGGAACAUCUGGGCGCACACCAGCUGGCGUUCCAGCAGCAGCUCUUGCAAGCUCAACAGCAGCACCACCUGAUUAACCUACAGCGCCAAGGACUGGGGCUGUCAUUGCCAGGGCAAGGCUUGUCUACAUUAGCCCAGGGCUUGAGCUCGACGGAGCGCCAGCAGCUGUGGAAGGACGUGAGCUGCUCCGGCGGCACCGGAGCGGCGGCCGGGCCCGGCGGGGUCAGCGCCAGCACCGCCGGGGGCGCCUGCGCUCCUGGCGGCCGGGCCGGGUGCUCGGACGACUCUCUGGCCGUGGUGACGUCCACGAAGAACGGCGGCGGGCUCGACCUGUCGUCGCCGUCGUCGUCCUCCUCGUCGGCCAAGCCGUCGCCACCGCUGGGGCAGCCGCCGCCGCUCGCCAACGGGCAGCGCCACACGCCGCGCCGGGAUAGCUGCUCGCAGGAAGAGGUGGUCAAUGGCACCCACCCGCUAUUCGGUCACGGCGUGUGCAAGUGGCCGGGCUGCGAGGCUCUCUGUGAAGACUACGGCCAGUUCCUCAAACACAUGAACGCGGAGCACGGGCUGGAUGAUCGCAGCACCGCACAGUGCCGGGUGCAGAUGCAGGUGGUGCAACAGCUUGAGCUGCAGCUGUCGAAGGAGCGGGACCGCCUGCAGGCCAUGAUGUCGCACCUCCACAUGAGGCCCUCGGAGCCCAAGCCGACCCCGCAGCCCCUGAACCUCGUGUCGGCCAUUACUUUGUCCAAGAGCGUGGCGAGCUGCGCCAACCCCUGCGAAGCGUCCUCGGGCUGCUCGGGCUCCAUGAGCUCCCACAGCGUGCCCCUGACCCCGACGACGCCCACGCCAGCGCCCACGGCCCUCACCCCCAGCGGGCUCCCGCCGCUGCCGUCGCUGCCGCCGCUGGCCGCGCUUCCCCAGGGCGUCAUGCACGGCGUGGCCACCCACCCCAACCCGGGCCCUCCGCCGCCCCUUCCGCCGCCGCUACCGCCGAUGCUGAGCCGCACGCCGGGGCCGCUGCCUCUGCCGCCGCCUCCGCACCACCACCAACACCACCACCACCACCACUCGAGCGUGCACGCCGGCAUGGGCCCCAUCCGGCGGCGCCACUCCGACAAGUACAGCAUCCCGGUCAGCGCCGACCUCGCUCAGAAUUACGAGUUCUACAUGAACGCCGAAGUGAGGCCGCCGUUCACUUACGCCGCCUUAAUACGGCAGGCCAUUCUGGAGUCUCCCGACAGGCAGCUGACGCUUAACGAGAUCUACAACUGGUUCACGCGGAUGUUCAUGUAUUUCCGCCGCAACGCUGCGACGUGGAAGGGCGCGGUGCGCACGAACCUGUCGGUGCACAAGUGCUUUGUGCGCGUGGAGGACCAGUACGGCUCGUUCUGGACCGUGGACGAGUCCGAGUUUCAGCGGGCGCGCCACUGCCAACCCGGCCGACCACGCAAGCUCGGCCAGCUGGCCUCCGACGUGUCCCUCGCAGGGUUCACGCUCCAAAGUCCAUCGCUGAUGAAGAGCAUGCAGGCUGGCCUUGGCUUUGGCGCCGCAUUGAAUGCCAGUUUACAGGCGGCGCUUGCAGAGAGCAGCCUGUCGUUCCUGGCGCCCGGUCUCGCUAACCCGGCCGCCGUAGCCAUGCUCAACGCCGUGCAGGACGAGCUCAACGGCUCCAUGGAGCACUUCAAUGGCAGCAGCCGUGGAGCCAGCCCCGUCCGGUCGCCCAUGCGCCACCCAAUGCUGGUGAAACAGGAGCCUCUGGACACGGAGAUGGGAGCCCCGAACCAAGAUAUUGAGGAGGAGCUGGAGGAAGACCUGGAAGGAUCCUUCCAGUCGACCAAUCACGAGCAGGGCCUGGAGGAAGAGUCCGGCCCCCUGAUGUCAUCGGCCUAUCAGGGCUUGGAGGAGGGCCCAUUCCACCGCUCCACCAGCCACAGCUCUGACACCGACGAGGAGCGAGGAGGCUUUGAGCGCGACGAUGCCGACGAAAUGGAGGGAUAAACGUUUUCCGUGACCCUCUGUAAAACAACAAAAAAACAUGACAAAAAAUUACAAUGGAUGUUAUAAUGAAACUUUGGUAGCUGGAGAAGACUGUUUUUACAUUUGUCUUUUGAAACAAAGAACAUUUAAAUGUAGAAGCUUCCCAGCUUCACAAUGUGUCACGGAAAUGUUGAUUUUCGGGAUAAGGGGGACGGGGGGGGAGAAAAUAAUAAUUGCUGUUGCGUCUGGGAAAUUUAAACUGGAGACCAAAACGAUUCCUCUACAAGGGAACCUGAAAAAAAGACAAAGUGGGUCUAAACCCAAAAUGGGUAUUUCGGCAUUAUCGCAGCGCGUACAUGGGGCAGUAGAUGGGUAGAAAAACGUCGGAGCGGGAUUUUCUUGGCCGACGCAAUAACCUCCACGCACGGCGUGUCUCGAAAAAAAUAUAAACGACCGUUGUGAGAAGAAUUGCUGCACAUCACCUCCCCGAAAAACUAAGCCGGGCAUCGACUGGAACGCCACAGCUGCGCUCGGGCCUGCCCGUUAUCGAAUGCUUAGCAAAAUACGUUUUCUUUUUUAAAUACUCCCGUUACAAAACACUCACGAGGAAUAAUGGAGAGGUGCCAACUGCACACACAACACACAGUUUACCAAAAAAAAAAACUAACAAAAAAAACUGACGCCCUCGACCUCGUUAACUAUGAAAGCUUCUACGUGGGCUGCAUCAUGCAACGUGUAUCCCUCUUGAGAAAUGACAAUGUGUUUUCCAUGUGUGUUAGGAGUUAGUCACUUGAGAAAUUGUGCUUCAUGGCUGUCUAGUUUUGUUUCUGUCAGCAAACACACACUUGUUGUUGUUGAUCAAUGUCCUACUUUGUUGGCUUUAUUGUUCCGUUGUCCGUACUUUCCUUUCAAAAUGGUAACGUCUCAUAAUGUCCUUGUGUGGGAGAAUGCAACAUUGUCUACAAAGACGUUCGCCAAUUGAAACUUCAUGAAGAACAUAAUACGUUAUAUUUCAUGACCAGUUAUUUGAUGACAGCCUACACUUGAUAUAACUCAGUACCUAACUUUUUAACAAGAGGCAAAUGAUUGCCACCUAGUUUUAAUUAGGAAAGAAAAAACUCGGUUUUUACUUUAUCAUAAAAUCCUCAUUUUGAGCUACGAUUAUUUGUGAUUUACCAAAGAUUAUUUAUAGGGAUGGUUUUUAGUGGCUGAGUGAUCGUGAUGAUCUCGAUUUCCCUUCCGAAACCAAAUAACCUAACAGUCGCUGCUGAAGCUACCAAAUUAAAGCUUCUAGAGAUCCCAAACAGACGGCAUAACCUCAGCGGACCUGCACACAUGACAUCAACGUUACCUUCCCGAUCUUUGCGCGAGGCAAAAAUUCGAACCUGCGUGAAUAGAUUCGUCGCAUAUUUUGACCACUAGAAUAAGGAUACAGCAUUGAUGCUCAUAGUCCCAAAUUUACAACAUUUAUACAUUUCCGAUAACAUAAAAAAAAAUUACACUUGUAUUGGCAUCUCUGUACCGGUACGUAAAGUGUCAGAUUAAUCCCACAAAUUACGAACGAAAAUCAGUUGACGUUACAUGAUGUGUGCAUCGUAUAUACUGAGCGGAUAACGCAGUUGUGUGUACUGGUUCUGUGCAUCGACUGUGCACUGAUGUCAUAGGUCUGUGGGUCCGUUUGCAAAUCUGAACCAAAGGUCUCCCAUGGAACCAUUUAACUACCUGAAAAUAGCUCACAGUUAACCAAACAGCAUUAACACAGUUCACUAUCAUAAAAAAUGUAUUUCACUGAUAUAUAUUUUAAAAAAACGGCCGUGCCAUCACUACAAGCAGGAGGGAGGGAGGUGAGAUUUUGGGGCAGGUCGUUCGUUAUCGCAUCUUGAGUUUAGAGCGCGCCCGCGAAGUUAAAAACAAACUUACAAGACAUAGGGGAGCGGUCUGAGCGUUUCGUAACGAUCGCCACGCCUGCACACAAGCGGUGGGUGGUGGCGGUGGCGGUGUUGUUGGUGGUGAAUGUGCCACCAUUCGAAACGCACAUCUGUACCUCUGGCCAAAGGGGGUGUGGGAGGGGGGCUCUGAGCAUUGAAGAGUCCCCCCCCCCCCCCCCCCCCCCCGCUUUGCUGCGUUGGCCGCCUUGUUCACUGGACUGUCAAGCCUCACGCGCGCCACACGAGAGACCUUGUAUCUCCCGCCACUCCUUGGACGACACAGUGGGGGUUUUGUUGUUGUUGAUGAUGUUGUAAAACAUGCGCCGGGAAAGACAGGCCACAAUCUUUCUGAUGGCACACAAAGACAAAGACCCCACCUCCACCCCGUGUAGCCUUUACAGACUGUUGGGGCAAGUGCUGUUAGCGAGUAGCACCUCCGAAGGUCGGCACGGCACACGUGGGGGGGUUUGGGUGGGUAGCAAUCACGCCUGGCCGCCUUUGUCUCCCCACAGUGGCGAUGUUUACACAUCGCACCGGGUACUCAUUUGAGGCUGAGUCGACCUAGGGGAGGCCCAGGACCUGUUCAGAUACUCGACAAUGGUGUGGGCGAACGUAAGCAGACGCACACACACAAAAACACACGCGCGCUGCUAUGUUAAGAGUACUCCGCCCCAAUGCUGUCCUACUAUCGGUGCUAAAUUAGGCCCAUUCUAAUUUGGACACUGGCUACGAUUAGAAACCUGUGGGGAUUUUUUCUUUUUUUUCCUAAGGAACGUAGUGACGAUAACUAUGCGAAACUUUGCCUCCGUAUUAGGGGAGUAAAGUCCACCAAUCUCACGGUCACAUGACAGGCUCGCUGGCCGUGCUUGGGAAUUUCAUGGCGAUGCAAGACGCGCCUCCGAAGAGCACGAGGUGGCUACGUACGGUGCGAAAGAAGUUGAAGUUUUCCAUUUCGCAAAGGGGACGGGGGGGGGGCAGCUAAUGGUUAUUUAAGUUAUAUAUUUUUUUUCAGUCGAAAAUAAACCACUAAAGGUUGCUUGGAGAUGUUUUUUAUUCGUAGAAACUUUGAGGAUUUCCCCGCAAAGCGGUUGAGACUGAUGUAUUAAUUCUGCGAGUCUCGCGAGAACGCGCAGCUCUGUGAUCAUUCGAACAGGCCGCGGCACCUUCAUUUCCCACAUUCACGUGGCUCAAUGAAACUGCUGCACAGGACUUGUUUUGGUUGAGCGCAUUACAGGAGCAAAGCCGUCUCGUCCUCGCGGUCAUUCACAACCCAUUUAAUCUUGCCAUUGGCACAGAUGUUGCUCUUGACUUUACAGUACCAUACUUGCAGUUUGCAAGGUACUCUUCGGACCUCAGAAUUAACAAGAUCCAGUGCUGGCGAUGAGCGCGCCUGCCAAGUUAAGCCGGGCUUGUUUCUGGCCACAAACAAUAAAAUGGGAGUCACAGAUGUCGGCUCAAAUUGCCCUCCCUUUUCACCUGUUGGAGGCGUAAACAUUAUCUCUGUAUAGUUGCUAUCGGUGUUUGAUGGGAUGCAGGACAUAGAGAUGUGUACAUAACAACCAUGUACGAAAAAAGCCACAGGCCUGCCCCAAGAUCAAAAAACUAAUAAUCCAGUCAGUAUGAUAUGAAGUUUUGUUCUGGUUAGCAGAUAAUAUAAGAUGUUGCAGUUGUACAUAUAUACAUAUAUAAAUAUCUAUAAAUAACAAAAAAUUACAAUCUUUAAAAAAAUAAACCUCAAAAUGAAACCAGAACUGUGUUUUAGGAUAACAUUUAGGUCUGUUGAUGGUUAAUCUGAAGAACAUAUCUCUGCGUGGUUUUUUUGUACUUUAAUGUGCUUUGCCGUUCGCAUCUCUUGCUGUAAAGUUCUUCGCUUGCUUCUCGAGCAUUUACGCUAGAAUCGCCGCUUUGGACCGGGAGGUCUUCGCUUUGAACGUACCGUGCAUGUUUGUUGUUUGCGCACGCAUUUAAGUGGUCUGUGUGUAAGCAGUUGUUGUUCCGCUGCGAUGGUUGAAGCAUUUAGACGUGAAAUCGCCGAGGCCCUCGUUUUUAAGAAAUGACGACGAAAUCGAAUUAAUAAAUUACUAGCUUUAGUAUGAUAAAAGAUCAUCAGGUCAUUGUUAAAAAAAACACAAAAUGAAAAAAAUAUCACACCGCGAGCUCUUCCUCUUUGUACAUUUUAGCUCCGAAAUGGGGGGGGCGGGGUUGAGUUGGGGGGGGGGGGGUUUGAUAACUUUAUAACGACGUUUGGCACGUUGAUAAAAUAUUACACGUUUUGAAUUGGCUCACUGCAGUUCAGAUUCAAUUUCUCACCUUGCCCUCGAGACUUCCGAGCACUGUUUAGACGAGCCGGUGUGUUUUCAGUGUUUUUAUUUCAUUAUUUUGUUUUAUUUCAUCAGUACAUGAAAACUAAUAGGACCAAACUGCAACUUGUACGAACAACUUGCGGCCCGUGAUUUUAAGACGACCUUCUCUGUGGCCCUAUGAACCGCUGGGCUGGCUUGCCACCAGUGCGCAACGAUGACGGCAGCACUAAGCUCUGCGUGACUCAUUCACACUGUCAUUUGCCCCCACCACCCCCCCCCCCCCCAAAGAGCAAUGCGAAGAUUAGCAGAUGCUUUUAACCUCUGGAUUAUGAUUGCAAAAGACACCAGUGUUGAAGAAACGGAGAGUGUUUUUUGUUCGUUCAUGACAAAAAUUGCUGUAAACUCUAAAAAGAUAAUAAUGAAAUAAUUUUGGGUUUGUUGUGCUCUUAGCUAUGUCAAUGCUGUGCAUACGUAGAGGGGAUAAAUAUUGCUUGAUUUGUUCUACUUUGUAAUAUAAAUUUUCUGGAAAGCAAGGCUCUUUCAGGCUGUGUUUGGCUUUCUAUUGUCACUGUUUACAAACCAUGUGGCUUCCAUAUUGAUUUUAAGAGAGGCAAACUGUAAUGUAAAUAUUAAUAUCGUCAAUAAAAUAAAAACAAUAUGCCUAUGGACAUAGCUAAGAAAACUAUAAACAGUCAAUUAAUUGUUUUCCGUAUUAAUCCAGAAAAAAUUAAAGUACUUGUCAAAAGAUGUAUUGAAUUACCUCUGAUCAAAAUGUAGCAUUAUAUUAAAAAAAACGAACAUUAAAAAAAUAUAUAUACCAGAUUAACAAAAGGACAUUUCAGUUCAUGCCAUGUGGAUUCUCCCCUUGCAAUGAGGGCAUCGCACACCGCGUUUGGUGUGAGUUGUACGUGAAAAACUCGGCUUUACAUUCUGUCGCACGAGUACAUAUUUCUUCAAAUUGCGCAUCGUGAAAAAUAAACUAAUGUAUAAGGGUGCAUCCCUCACUGCCACCAACACGGACAUGUUUGUGUAAAUAGAGAAGUGAAGGCCGGCGUAGCCUGUGUCAGCGAUAUCGGUUCACACGCGCGCGCUAAAACAGACCAAUUCUGUAGUUGACCAAUUGUAGCUGUGUGUAAUCUCAGUACUAAUUACUGACAAUGCUGUAAUGAAUGCAAUAAUAAAAAGGAGGUUUAUAAAU
Messenger RNA from Petromyzon marinus (sea lamprey), 8219 nucleotides. RefSeq names its product forkhead box protein P2. The record is from RefSeq and is a predicted model, not a curated record. Gene Ontology annotation, molecular function: DNA-binding transcription repressor activity, RNA polymerase II-specific; RNA polymerase II cis-regulatory region sequence-specific DNA binding. Gene Ontology annotation, cellular component: nucleus. Gene Ontology annotation, biological process: regulation of transcription by RNA polymerase II. Lineage: Eukaryota; Metazoa; Chordata; Hyperoartia; Petromyzontiformes; Petromyzontidae.